Molecule: messenger RNA, 651 nt
Organism: Penicillium odoratum
Lineage: Eukaryota; Fungi; Ascomycota; Eurotiomycetes; Eurotiales; Aspergillaceae
Exons: 2
Coding region: 1-651 (216 amino acids)
Source: RefSeq, a predicted model, not a curated record
AUGCUUGAUCCUGACAUACCCUGGGACGCCCUCCCCCACGCCCCCCGAGAGAUAUAUCCUCCCCGAGGACCAUGCGCCCCCGCUGACCACUGCCCAGGUCCCGUUAAAGGGCCCCCGCGCACCACCCCGGGCACCGCCCCCGCGCCCACAGGCCCCAACUGGCGAGUUUCCCUCCCGUCACGUGGCCGCCCGUCCCGGGGCGCUGCGCGUGCGCUCCCGUUAAAGCGCCCGUUAAAGACCCCCCGGCGCACACCCCCCACCGCGCGCACCCCUCCCCCCGUCUCACUCCGCCCCGCCGACGCCCGCCCCCAGCCCAGCCAAGUCCACCCAGCCAACUGGGUGGACCACCCUCCCCUGGCGAAGGGAAGCGCCGGUGGCAUCACCCUCCGACCCGCGGGCCGGCUGGCGCGGGCCUGGGCCCGGGACCCGGGCGUCGACCACCCCCCGCGCAGCCCGGUGCCGCGCACAAUGGGCCCCGAGACACACAUGCCGGCACCGAGUCCCCGUCAAACUCUGCGCCGCCAUGCCCGCAUCCCGUGGUUCCCAGCGUGCACCCACCCGCCACGCGAGGGCGUCUCGCCCCGGCCCCGGCCCGUCUGGCCCGAUCUUGCCUCUCUACAUACUCACCGACCCUUUUUUGGUGCGAAAUAG